Rhipicephalus sanguineus (brown dog tick) is the source of this 846-nucleotide messenger RNA. RefSeq names its product COP9 signalosome complex subunit 1-like. The coding region runs from base 1 to 846 and encodes 281 amino acids. The record is from RefSeq and is a predicted model, not a curated record. The transcript is spliced from 7 exons. Lineage: Eukaryota; Metazoa; Arthropoda; Arachnida; Ixodida; Ixodidae. Gene Ontology annotation, molecular function: protein binding. Gene Ontology annotation, cellular component: COP9 signalosome.
AUGGCUGGCGGCGCCACACCCCUGAGCACGCCGAACCUGCCGGAUGUCACCGGUGGCAGCGGCAGCUCUGGAGCCGUGCCGCCCCUCGACAACCAGUGGAUCGAGACGCGCAGCAAGAAGGCGGCAUUGAAACUUGAGAAGCUCGACACCGAUCUCAAGAACUACAAGAGCAACUCGAUCAAGGAGAGCAUCAGACGUGGACACGACGACUUGGGUGACCACUACCUCGACUGCGGAGACCUCAACAACGCGCUGAAGUGCUUCUCACGGGCGCGCGACUACUGCACCAGCAGUCGGCACGUCGUCAACAUGUGCCUCAAUGUGAUAAAGGUCAGCAUCUACCUGCAGAACUGGUCCCACGUGCUUACUUACGUCAACAAGGCCGAGGCGACGCCAGAAUUUGCCGAGGUACGUUUUGGCCAUGCCAAGGACACCCACCAGAGCACGGUGACUAAGCUGCGGUGCGCGGCCGGUCUGGCCGAGCUGGCCACCAAGAAGUACAAGUCGGCCGCCAAGAACUUCCUCCAGGCCAGCUUCGACCACUGCGAUUUCCCGGACAUGCUGUCCCCGAACAACGUCGCCAUGUACGGCGGACUCUGUGCCCUGGCGUCGUUUGAUCGCCAGGAACUCCUGCGAAAUGUCAUCUCUAGCAGAUCAUAUCCAGGAGUAAGCUGUAAGGUUGACUUGCCAAUCGAAGACUACGGCUCAGAUCCGGGUCGUCACAUCCAGGUCAGCGACAGCGCCCUCAGUGAGUUGGUGGUGCUCAAGCAGUUGCACGGUGCGCGAAACGUGUCGACAUUCAAAAGGAUGCUCUGCGCCAAGCUGACUGUGAGAACGGUGACCUGA